Hydractinia symbiolongicarpus is the source of this 2958-nucleotide messenger RNA. RefSeq names its product coiled-coil domain-containing protein 13-like. Gene Ontology annotation, cellular component: centriolar satellite. The transcript has 14 exons. Gene Ontology annotation, biological process: cytoplasmic microtubule organization; non-motile cilium assembly. NCBI's taxonomy places the organism in Eukaryota, Metazoa, Cnidaria, Hydrozoa, Anthoathecata, Hydractiniidae. The record is from RefSeq and is a predicted model, not a curated record.
GCGACGCACAGACGGCGGAUAAGAAUUGACACAGGACAAAACUGAUCGCUAUAUAAUACUAAUCUGUAGUUGUUUAUAAAAGUUAAAAAGUUUGCGUUUUUUUUGCACAUAUGCAAGCAUUUCUGAACAACCAUACAUCCUAAUAAUAUGAGUGAACAAUCCUUGAAGCAACAGUUCGAGUUUUUACAACUACAACAAAAGAAAAGACUAACAAAGCAAAGUAAAAAGAAAGGUGAAGAGAAAUUUUGUGCAUGCCCUGGUGAUGAUAGAUUUGAUAAUUUUGAUGGUGUUGAGGAUGAACUUAAUUUAAAAUUAUCUAAGGCCGUAGACUUUAAAGACACAGAUGAAUACAAAGAUUUAGAAGAAACAAUCAGGGAGUUGUGUGAUGAAAAUGGAAGAUUAAGUAAGCUGAUAGGUGAAAAAGAUGAAGAACUAAAGAUUGUAAGAAGAAGAUGGAAAGAAGAUAAAAGAGAAUUGGCAGGUGGUGGUUUUAGUUCAGAAAAAGCAGCAUCUAAAAUCAUAGAAUUCUCAAAACGAAUAAGAGACCUGACGUCAGAAUUAGAGAAGGAAAAAACAAAAAGUCAAACUUUAAAAAGAAAAGUAGAUACUUUAGAGCAGCUUACUAGUCCACAAAAACCACAACGGACACCAACUAAAGAGGAAAAAGAGGCUGAGGCAAAUGAGUUACUGGCCACAAAAGAAAAACUCACACAAAUCCUUUUAAAAUCUGCUGAAGAACGAAAUGAAAUUGAAAGUUUAAAAAAGGAACUUAAAAUUGCACAAAAGGUUUUGACUCGAGAGGUUGGUGAAAAUGCAUCGUUUCACGCUUUGUUGAACAGCUCAACCGGAUGGAGAGGGAGACAACAACAAAUAAUAGCGUUGCAAUCAAAGAUAUCUGACUUGCAGGAAAAAUUAUCCGUCCAUGAAGGUGCUACUAAAUCACGCAAUGCGCUUCUGAAUGGUAUAUCACACCAUGACGAGAAACACAGACUUGCUAUGAAAAAAAUAGAAUUAGAAUGUUAAAUGUUAUGUUCUUUUCAGAUAUCUGACUUGCAGGAAAAAUUAUCCGUCCAUGAAGGUGCUACUAAAUCACGCAAUGCGCUUCUGAAUGGUAUAUCACACCAUGACGAGAAACACAGACUUGCUAUGAAAAAAAUAGAAUUAGAAAGGAAAGAGCAUCAAGAGAAAAUGGUUAAAGAAUUGGAAGUUGUUACUGAAGAACGUGAUUCGUACAAAGAAAAGAACAGUGCUGCUCGUGCUAGAAACAAAAUACUGACCCAAGACGUGAAGAAUUUUAAAGAGCAGAUCUCCACCUUGGUGGAUAAAGGAAAACACGAUGACGAGCUUGUUAGCGCUCUUCUUAGAGAACAACAAUAUUUGAAAGAGGAAAAUGACAGGCUUAAAAACGAUAAAAAACAAUCGGCACACGGAGAAAGAAUUCUCAAGGCGUCUGGAAAUUUCUCCGCUAGAACUAACGAAAACAACGAUGAGCUAGUAGCGAAACUUAAAGAAGAUGUGAGGCUACAAGAAAAGAAAGUGCAAGAACUAGAAUCAGAGUUAGUGAAUUUAAAGAAAUCGAGAAACUCUCAUUCUGAUCGCAGUCUCGUUCCCAAACCCCCUGUAACAAGUAAUCGGAAAAACGAGAAAGGUUCGAGAAGACCGUAUAGCAGUAGCAGCACGCGGGAGAAAGAACCUUUGGAGUUACAACUACAAGAGAUUCGUUCAUUGCUAGACGUUGCUCUGGUAGAGAAAGAGAAACUGAGCGAAUUAACGCAACUUUUGCAGACACGAAAUGAAAAAUUAGUUCAAGAAUUGCUCGAGAAAGACUUUACUUUGUCAGAAAGUAAAAAUCAAAACGUCAAACUUGAAAAAAGAUUGGGGAAGUUGUCCGUCAUACAAGGUUCAAAUGUGAGAAUACGUGGCAGUUCUGCGGGAAAAUACCCAAACAGUGGCAAGCCUAAAUCAGUAGAAGCAUUAGAAGAAGAACUGCUUGAAGCAGAAACAAAAUUGUCUAUCCAACUGGAUAACAAUGACGCUUUAAAAGACGCACUUUCAACGACGUUGAAAGGAAAAGAAACUGAUCUGAAAGCUUUUCAUGAUAUGGUGGAACAAACGAAAAAAAUAUUUCUUCAAGGAUUAAGACAAUAUCGAGAAACUUCUGCUUCUUAAAAAAUAUUGUUGUGCAACAUGUAAUUAAGAUUAGCCAGUAUAGUUGCACCAGAUCGUUAGUGAUGUGAAUAAAAACCUUCACCCAUCACUGCACUUUUUCCCUCAAAAGGGAAGCGAUUAUAGGAGAGAUAUUUUCCGACACAAUAUCCAACUGGCGUACACAAAAGAUUUGGAAUGUCGUUAUUGUCUAUUUUCGAUAUUUUUAUCCAGUAUAAAAACGGGUUACAAUUAAGUUCCACUUUUCAAAGUGAUCUUGACAGUUCCGCUUCAUCAUCUUUUAACACCUGCACGAGACUACAGGCUACGAGACAAUUUAGGCGUUGCCAAAGUAAACAUAGCAACGAUUCUUUUUUUAUAUUGAAUUUUUGUCAAGAUAAUAAGUUAUAAAUUUAGACUGUGUAGGUGAUUCAAGUUUGUAGGCUAAAAAGCAUGAUGUGACUAUAUUUGAAGUGUUCCCUUUUUUCAAUUUUUUGGUUUGGAGGACAGAAGUUAUUUAAUAAUUUGUUCUUCUCUUGUGCGUGCUGCUGCUUCUUUUUUAUUCACUGUUUGUCGGUGUUAUAUUUUUUGACGAUUCUGUGUAAGUUUUGUGCACACAGACAAGAAGAGAGGGUCAAAAGAACUCAUUUUAUUAUGAUUUUUUUAAACUUUCCCACCGGGUCCAAUGUUUUUAGAACUGUUAAUGUUUUUUUUUAAAUGAUUGUAUAUAUAAUAUAAAUAACGUCUAUAAAUUGGCAAUUUAUUGAGAUUUUAUAGAAUAUUUAACGUUAAUAGAAAUAAGUUAAGGAAUAA